This is a messenger RNA of Letharia columbiana, 762 nucleotides long. RefSeq lists its product as uncharacterized. Bases 1 to 762 code for a protein of 253 amino acids. Gene Ontology annotation, molecular function: oxidoreductase activity, acting on the CH-OH group of donors, NAD or NADP as acceptor. The transcript has a single exon. The record is from RefSeq and is a predicted model, not a curated record. NCBI's taxonomy places the organism in Eukaryota, Fungi, Ascomycota, Lecanoromycetes, Lecanorales, Parmeliaceae.
AUGCCCAAUAUCAUCGUAACUGGCGCUGCCUCCGGCUUAGGCAAGGCCUUCGUGACAGCCUAUCUCAAAAGUGCCGACAAUUCCGUCCUUGCAGUCGAUAGGAGCUUUUCUUCCUCCUCUGCACAAAACGUUCUGGAAGCAGCAGAUGCGUACCGCAAGGACGUCGGCAAUAACGAAACGAAUACGCUUCGCAUGUUUACCAUUGACGUAAGAGAUGAGACCCAAAUUACCACGCAACUCCAUGAUGUCGAGGAUAUUGACCUCAUGAUCCACAGCGCUGGUGUGAGGGGUCUCGAGAGUUCGGUAUCCAUUAAGAGGAGCGCCGAUGUUGCCGAGGCGGAGACUAUGAAUGUGAUAACUGCUGAGACAAUGACGGAUACUUUUCAAACCAACACUGUGGGCACGUUCUUACUCAUUCGAGCUUUGCUCCCCAAACUGAGGCCUCUUGGCGGGGCGAAAGUCGUUAUCAUGGGUUCUCGGAUGGGUUCCAUGGGCUCUAAUACGACCGGUGGCGGGUAUGCGUAUCGUGCGUCCAAGGCGGCGCUGAAUGCGAUCGUGAAAUCGUUUUCGAUAGAUUUGCCGGAUAUUAUCUUUACGGUUGUGCAUCCGGGAAGGGUCGAAAGCGGGUUGGUGGCUGUGAAAGAGGACGGAGCAAUUAGUGCGGAGGAGAGUGUGGUGGAUGUGUUGGGGUUAAUUGGGAGAUCUGGAAACGAGGAUUCUGGAAAGUUCUUCGAUCGCUUUGGGGAGGAGGUGCCGUGGUGA